Messenger RNA from Hippopotamus amphibius kiboko, 10794 nucleotides. RefSeq names its product integrin subunit alpha 1 (gene ITGA1). Gene Ontology annotation, molecular function: integrin binding. The transcript is spliced from 29 exons. Gene Ontology annotation, biological process: integrin-mediated signaling pathway; cell adhesion mediated by integrin; cell-cell adhesion. The record is from RefSeq and is a predicted model, not a curated record. Bases 631 to 4170 code for a protein of 1179 amino acids. NCBI's taxonomy places the organism in Eukaryota, Metazoa, Chordata, Mammalia, Artiodactyla, Hippopotamidae. Gene Ontology annotation, cellular component: external side of plasma membrane; integrin complex.
GGAGAGGCACGGGGACAGCAGAUGCGCUGGCUUUCACAGACGGGCUGGUCCCUUCUGCGCACUCGGACCCCGGGAAAGCAGCCUCCCCUUCAGGGUCGAGGAGCUCGGGACUUGGCAGGCGCCCUCCGUGCCUAGACCCGGGGGGAAGCGGGGGGUGCGAAGGCGGAGCCACCGGGCUGGCGACACCCCCCGAAGGUCCGGCCCUCGCCUGCCUUCCUGCUACCUUAGGGAGUUGGCGCGGGGCGCGGAAUCACCCUCUCCAUGAAAGGCAGAUGUCCCUUUAAGGUCUGCUUCGCCGCCCGUGGACUUUAGCCUAAACAAGGCCCCGCGGAGCUGGCUUUAUUUGUCCAUGUCUCGGACGGAGCCUGGGAGGCUGCCAGUGGGGUUUCAGAGCCCGGGAGCGCGAGGGGGGCGGCGAUGUGGCAAUCCGUCUGGGAUGCGAGCGGCGUGAGGCGCACUUAGAGGCGCUGCCGGGAAACACAGGAAACCGCGCCGGCUCGCGGGCGCCGGGGCCAGCGACCGAGCCCCCGCGCGCCGGGCAGAGGGGCCAGAGCGGCCAGAGCCCCGCGGCUCCCGCCGAGCCCUUGCCUGCGCGCCGGCGCGUCCCCGGGCGCCGCGGCCGCUGCGCCCAUGGCCCCCCGGCGCCGCGCCGGCCCGGGGGUCGCGGCCGCCUGCUGCUGGAUCCUCAGCGUUGUUCUAGGCUUCUGUGUAUCAUUCAAUGUUGAUGUGAAAAACUCAAUGACUUUCAGCGGCCCCGUGGAGGACAUGUUUGGAUAUACUGUUCAACAGUAUGAAAAUGAAGACGGAAAAUGGGUGCUUAUUGGUUCUCCUUCAGCUGGCCAACCCAAGAACAGAACUGGAGAUGUCUAUAAGUGUCCAGUUGGGAGAGGUGAAUCGUCACCUUGCAUAAAGUUGGAUCUACCAGUUAACACGUCAAUUCCCAAUGUCACAGAAGUAAAGGAGAACAUGACAUUUGGGUCGACUUUAGUCACCAACCCUAAGGGAGGAUUUCUGGCAUGCGGGCCCUUGUAUGCCUAUAGAUGCGGACAUUUGCAUUACACAACUGGAAUCUGUUCCGAUGUCAGCCCCUCAUUUCAAGUCGUGAACUCCAUCGCUCCUGUACGAGAAUGCAGCACUCAGCUGGACAUAGUCAUAGUGCUGGAUGGUUCCAACAGUAUUUACCCCUGGGAAAGUGUUACAGCUUUUUUAAAUGACCUUCUUGGAAGAAUGGAUAUUGGUCCUAAACAGACACAGGUUGGAAUUGUACAGUAUGGAGAAAACGUAACCCAUGAGUUCAACCUCAAUAAGUACUCAUCGACGGAAGAGGUACUUGUUGCAGCGAAUAAAAUAGUCCAGAGAGGUGGCCGCCAGACGAUGACAGCCCUUGGGAUAGACACAGCAAGAAAAGAGGCUUUCACUGAAGCCCGGGGUGCCCGAAGAGGGGUUAAAAAAGUCAUGGUCAUUGUGACUGAUGGAGAGUCCCAUGACAACCACCAGCUGAACAAGGUCAUCCAGGACUGUGAGGACGAAAGCAUUCAGCGGUUCUCCAUCGCUAUUCUUGGCAGCUAUAACCGAGGAAAUUUAAGCACUGAAAAAUUUGUGGAGGAAAUAAAAUCGAUUGCAAGUGAACCCACUGAAAAGCAUUUCUUCAAUGUCUCUGAUGAAUUGGCCCUAGUCACUAUUGUUGAAGCUCUGGGAGAAAGAAUCUUUGCCCUGGAAGCUACAGCAGACCAAUCGGCAGCUUCUUUUGAAAUGGAAAUGUCUCAGACCGGCUUCAGUGCUCAUUAUUCACAGGACUGGGUCAUGCUUGGAGCGGUAGGAGCCUAUGACUGGAAUGGGACAGUCGUCAUGCAGAAGGCUGAUCAAAUCCUCAUUCCCCAAAACACCACCUUUAACGUUGAGUCUACCAAGAAGAAUGAACCUCUUGCUUCUUAUUUAGGUUACACAGUAAACUCUGCCACUGUUUCUGGAGAUGUGCUCUACAUUGCCGGACAGCCACGGUACAAUCAUACAGGCCAGGUGGUCAUCUACAGGAUGGAGGCUGGAGACGUCAGGAUUCUCCAGACACUCAAUGGAGAACAGAUCGGUUCCUACUUUGGAAGUGUUUUAACGACAGUUGACAUCGAUAAAGAUUCGAAUACUGACCUUCUUCUAGUCGGGGCUCCCAUGUUCAUGGGGACAGAGAAGGAGGAACAAGGAAAGGUGUAUGUCUACGCUCUGAAUCAGACAAGGUUUGAAUAUCAAAUGAGCCUGGAACCCAUUAAGCAGACUUGCUGUUCAUCUCUGAAGCACAAUUCAUGCACAAAGGAAAACAAAAAUGAGCCAUGCGGGGCUCGUUUUGGAACAGCUAUUGCUGCUGUGAAAGACCUCAAUCUUGAUGGAUUUAAUGACAUAGUGAUAGGAGCUCCCCUGGAAGAUGAUCACGGGGGAGCCGUGUACAUUUAUCAUGGAAGUGGCAAGACGAUAAGGGAAGAGUAUGCCCAACGUAUUCCAUCAGGGGGAGAUGGCGAGACACUGAAAUUUUUUGGCCAGUCUAUCCACGGAGAAAUGGAUUUAAAUGGUGACGGUCUGACUGAUGUCACUAUUGGGGGCCUUGGUGGUGCUGCCCUCUUCUGGUCCCGAGAUGUGGCUGUAGUUAAAGUGACCAUGAAUUUUGAGCCCAAUAAAGUGAACAUUCAGAAGAAAAACUGCCAUGUGGAGGGAAAGGAAACAGUAUGCAUAAACGCCACCGUGUGUUUUGAUGUGAAAUUGAAGUCCAAAGAAGACACGGUUUACGAAGCUGAUAUGCAGUACCGUGUCACUCUAGAUUCUCUAAGACAGAUAUCACGGAGUUUUUUCUCUGGAACUCAAGAGAGGAAGAUUCAAAGAAACAUCACAGUUCGAGAAUCAGAAUGCACUAAGCAUUUCUUCUACAUGUUGGACAAGCACGACUUUCGGGACUCUGUGAGAAUAACUUUGGAUUUUAAUCUUACUGACCCAGAAAAUGGGCCCGUUCUUGAUGAUUCUCUACCAAAUUCAGUACACGAAUAUAUUCCCUUUGCCAAAGACUGUGGAAACAAGGAGAAAUGUAUCUCAGACCUCGCCCUGGAUGUGUCCAGCACAGAAAAGGGCCUGCUUAUUGUCAGGUCCCACAGUGAUAAGUUCAAUGUUAGCCUCACAGUCAAAAAUAAAAAGGACAGUGCCUAUAACACCAGAACCAUAGUGAAUUAUUCUCCAAAUCUGAUUUUUUCAGGAAUAGAGGCUAUCCAAAAAGACAGUUGUGAAUCCAAUCAUAAUAUCACGUGUAAAGUUGGAUAUCCUUUCCUAAGAAGAGGAGAAAUGGUAACAUUCAAAAUAUUAUUUCAGUUUAACACAACUUAUCUUAUGGAAAAUGUGAUCAUUCAUUUAAGUGCAACAAGCGACAGUGAAGAGCCACCUGAAGCCCUUUUUGAUAAUGAAGUAAACAUUUCCAUCCCUGUAAAAUAUGAAGCUGGACUACAGUUUUACAGCUCUGCAAGUGAAUACCAUAUUUCAAUUGCGGCCAAUGAGACAGUCCCUGAAGUUAUUAGUUCUACUGUGGACAUUGGAAAUGAAAUUAAUAUCUUCUACCUGAUUAGAAAAACUGGGCAUUUUCCCAUGCCAGAACUUAAGCUGUCAAUUUCAUUUCCCAACAUGACAUCAGAUGGUUUUCCUGUGCUGUAUCCAAGUGGGUGGUCAUCCUCUGAGAAUGUCAACUGCAGACCCAGUAGCCUCCAGGAUCCUUUUGGUAUCAACUCGGGGAAGAAAAUGAUGAUAUCCAAAUCUCAAGAUUUCAAACGGGGCACCAUUCAGGACUGCAGUGCAUGUAAGUUUGCCACCAUCACGUGUAAUCUGAUUCCUUCUGACAUAAGCCAAGUGAAUGUUUCACUUAUCUUAUGGAAACCAACUUUUAUAAAAACACAUUUUUCCAGCUUAAAUCUUACUGUAAGGGCAGAACUUCAGAGUGAAAAUACAUCACUAGUUUUAAGUGCUGGCAAUCACAAAAGAGAGCUCGCUAUUCAGGUGUCCAAGGACGGGCUGCCGGGCAGAGUGCCGCUGUGGGUCAUCCUGCUGAGCGCCUUCGCGGGGCUGCUGCUGCUGCUGCUGCUCAUACUGGCGCUGUGGAAGAUUGGAUUCUUCAAAAGACCACUAAAGAAGAAAAUGGAGAAAUGAAAUAUUUUAUAAGAGAAGAAAUAAUUAUUCAAUGAUCUAUCCUCAGGUUUGCCUCAAAUAUGUGACAAGAAAUCUAUAAAUACAAUUAAAGAUAUAGUCACAUAACGUUAUGUAAUCCAUCAGGGAUUAAUCACUUAGAAAAUGACAGAUCAAGCAAGAUCCAAAAACAAUACCUUAAAGAUAUAUUUUAUAAAGUGUUGAAAAAUAUUUUCCAAUAAUUACUCAUUUUUAUUGAGUAUUUAAGCAAACUUACAAAAUGUUUUGAAGAUGAAAAAUAACCUGUACAAAUAUGUUUAUAUAUUAAAUCAGCAUUCAAAGUAUUUAAGGAAUACAUAAAAAGAUUUUUAUGAUCAUUGAAACAUUUACCUUCAAAAUAGCAUGAAUUAAGCUUUUUCCAUUGAUUCCUGGUGGAUAUCCACAUUCAGCAAGAGAGUCAACAUUUGUAAAUGCCAAGGAAGGAAUUUUACCUGAAAAAGAUCACUUCCCCCCAUUUAAAUGAAAAAAUUUCCCAGGUGGAGUCUAUAUACAAUAUGGACUGAACAUAGAAUUAAGUCACAGAGAAUAUAUUCAGCAUCUUUGUGUUGGGUUCUAUACUUGGAAAGUUUUCUUUUCAAAGUGUUUGGAAAAUAGUAUAAUUGAGCUGAAAUUCUAUCUAGGAUAGAAAAUCAAGAUAGACUUGUUUAAAAGCAAGUGCACUGAGUGGAUUAAUUUAAGCUUUUACAAAACACGCUAAAUUUUGGUAUUGAACUCUAAAACUCAAAACUCUUUUAUACUGAAAAAGCACAGCAGUUUUAUGUGGCAUAACAGGGAUUUGCCAUGAAAAGUUACGUUGAGCAUGGGAUAUGCUCACAUGGUUUCUGAAUGGGAAGGAAAAUGUCGAUGGAUGUCACAGAAAUGCUGGGCAUCUUUUGAACACAGAAGGUCCCAGGAUGUAACCCAAUGUAGGAGUUGUCUCAUCCCCUUGGUACAUGGUUCAUUCAAACGCUCAAGCUGUGAGAGUAUGUUUAUUUUUCAUCUUUUGAAAGGUAUUUAAUUUUCCAAACACAAUUCUUCUUUCUAUGAAAAGGCAGUAUUCCAUUUCAGUAUUGCAUUUCACCAACAAGCCACUGCUUUUUGAGUGUGGCAUAUCAAUAUUUAAGUAGAUCUCUGGAAAUGUAUUUUAUAGAAUUUCAAGUUUGAAACCUCGCACCAACAGAAAGACAUCACACCUUUGUAUGAGCUUCUUUGUUCUUGAAGUAAUCAUCGUGGUGCAUCGGACUCUACUGUAGCAUAAGCUCCUAGAUAGCUCCAUUUCUUAGGAAAAAAACGAUGAAUGAAUGUACAUGUGAACUACUGCUGUAAAGCUGGCUGAUGCUCCUGCAACAACUCCAUCUCUCUGCUUGAUUGACCAUCACAAGAUCAGAACCUGUGUUUAUCCAGGAAGUCCUGGACUCUACUGUUCUCAAAAAGCAGCAAAUCUGUGGAGAAAUUAAAUGCCAUGGAUUUAAGUUUUAAAAACUAAUUUCCGUGGAAUUAUCUGGACUCAGAGGCGGCCUACCUCAUGGCUCUCUACAUCUACAUCUAAAAUCCUGAUGGUCAAAGACAUGCACCUGGGGAGUGCUGAGGUCAUCAGUAGCUAUAAGAAAGGCUAAGUCCUUCCAGAGAUUUGGUAUCCUGUUGCUGGCCUGUCAUUGUUCAGAAAUGUCCAGUUUUAGAAUUUUCUUCAUUCCUGCUAUCUGUCUCCAGGUUCUGAAAUCAUUCUUUCCACCUGUCCUCCUUUGCCCAACAAAACUGAGGUCCCUCACGUUCGGAGUCACCAUGGUGCACAGCUCCAGGGCACAACCUGCUCAGCAGCUCUGCUCUAAGCUCAGCACGUUCUUAGAAAUAAACCUAACAGAUAAAAGUUUUAACAAUUCAUACUUGUCCUCUGAUUCCUAGGCAAAGUAGUCAUUGAAACUGGAGCAUGCACAUUUCAACUAAAUGUGUUGUUAACCCAAACGGGAAAAAUAGAAAAGAUGGCAUUUUGAACAUUUUAGAAAAGAGAGGAAGAGCUGUUUGGCCAGAUCAAAUAGCUGCUUCCAAGUCUGGCACCGUUUUUAACACAAGUCAUUCCUGGUUUUUAAGUAGAGUGUUAAAUGAGCCAGAUGUUCUACUUCCCUCAUAUUGUGAUUUGUUGAGGUUAUGUGUGUACAUGUCUGUGCAUCUGUGCACACAUAUGUAUAAGCACAUGCACGCUCACACACCCACACACACACAUGCGUGCACGCAUGGACACAAAUUGAAGAAAAAAUACCUCAACACCAAACAACAGAGUUUACAAGAAAUAAACAAAGAAAAGCUACACCACAAGGAAAGUUUGAUUCAUCCACUUUGGGUAUAGUUCUCACUUUCAUUAAUAUUUAAUUUUAGCAUACAGUUAUGCAAGUGUCUAAAAAUCACCAAUGUAGAAACUUUGACUAAAAUAAGUCAACGGAUGUCCCAAAUUCACUCUGUACAAAUGUCCUAAAACAUAGUCAAUGAUUAAGAAAUAUACUAAGCUCUACUCUUAUAUUUUAAAACAUUUAAUAAGAAAAGUGAUAUUUAAGACAAUUUAUGAGCUUAUUGGUUAAAUUAAAUUGCAAAAACCUUCUUUUAUCUUUGGUAUUCUUUUUAAUUAAUUAUUGCUUCCACUGUGGACUGAACUAUGUAUAAAGUCCCAAUAGGAAAAAAAAUCCCUGAUUUAUGUCAUUUUCCAGUUUUCAGGAUCUAAAUAGUUUCGUCAGGGCCAUUUUCAAGCUACCAACAUAACCCUAACCAGCUUGCAGAAUUCCUGAAAAUGUGUUGCCAGCUCUCAUGAGCCAGUAUGAGCUGGCUUCAGAGCACCACUGAGAUAAGUUAGAUGACAAUGAUAGAUAGAUAGAUGAUAGAUAGAUAUAGAUGAUAGAUAAAUAGAAAUAUAACAUAUAUAUAUACACAAACAUGCACCAUACAAUCAUAUUUCAAAUUAUUCUUAAAAUGCUGAUCUCAAGCCCAGCAGACAAAGUGCUAGUUCCCCAUUCUUCAAUUUCAGUUUCUAAAAUUAUAGUCCUCCUUUAAUAUUAAUAAAAUGAUAUGAACUUGCAGGAAAAGGAAGAAGUUGAAAGAAAGAAAAAAAAAUGUAUAUAUAUAUAAAGGGUAACACACAGUGAAAUUCAAACCUAAAUAGCCGCAAAGAAGCUGUUUCACUUCCUCUAGGAAUCCAGAGCCCUGGAGCCAAUGCUGUGAAAAGUCAUCCUUUGUAAAUAUUUGUAAUUUCUGUGAUCCAGUUUGAACUUCAGUGAUCCAAUUUGUUCAGUUAUUUUCUCCAAGCAAUAGAUUCUUGGGCAAUUUAAUCACAGAAUAUUUUCUGUGUCAUAACUGUGCUUGAAAUGAGGCUUGUGGAAGAACAUAUUUUACAAAACUUGAUGUUUACUCAACCAUACCAAUUUCUAAUUUUACCUUUUAUAAAACCAAUAUCUAGGCUCAAGUAGAAAACAAACAUUGGCACCAAAGCAGAAAGGGGUUGCGAAGCGCUGGGUAAAGUAAAGCUGGGUGUGAGGAGAGGCUGCAGGAAGGUUGGCCCCGAAGGGCCACGGCUUGCACCUGUGAUGAGCUGCCCGCCCGCCUCUCUGCACGGCCCUUUCCUACAGGAUACGCUCUCUGUCCAGCAUGUUGUAAUCUGCCCGGUGUGAAUUCACUGUAUACCUUCGCACAGCACUGAGAAAACGAAGGAAGACCCAGGCUCAGAGCAUGGUCCAUGUGCCCAAGGACAGUCACAGUAUUGUUCAAAUAAAGAGGCUUCUGGCAAAUCAGUCUUUUAAAAAUAGUGUCCUAUGUUUCCUUUGUUGAUUUUCAGCACCUCUCAAGUCUCGCUCCAUGAGUCUCUCCCCCAAGGGAGAUUUUCAAGAAGACUACUAGAGAAAAAUCUGUUUAAAGCGUGUGCUCUGCUUGCUGUGAAUACCAGCUUCUGGGAUUUGGUCAUUUACACGAGAUGUCGGUCCUCCGUUCUGUGGCAGCCUAGAGGGUUGGUAUGGUAACUGUAGCAGGGAGAAAAUGAAAGGCACUGCAGAUCUGGAACAUCUUUAAGAAAUUUACCAACCGUUACUGGGACACUAUUAGCAGCCAGGCCAGUGGGGGCUGGCAGGAUUUAGCCCUACAGUGGGUCUCCACCAGCACCCCCUAAUCCCCAUCCUUACCCAUGGAAAUUAUAACCUAAAAAGUGAAAAGAAGAGCUUUAAAAUCCUGGAGAUGAUGCUACCGUCUCAUUAAAAUACACGAUUUCGCUGUCAACAGCAGGCAUUUUAAUGCAAACACAACUUCAAGGUGAAUCUACUGGGCAGCCCUUCCAAUCAGACCGCUGUCUCUAAAUACCUCCUACCCAGAAAUUCUGAAACCGCCACUGGACGUGAACUCUGCAGCGCAUUGCUAAGGAUUAAAGGCUGCCGUUUCAAUGGGAGCACUGCUGUGCAACAUCUUAAGUAGAACCAUAAAAAAGAGAGUUAAAAUCUAACACUGUAAUCUGGUGGCCAAGUCAGUAUUUUUUAUCUUCAUCUUAAAAUUCAACCUUGAAUUUAGCCAUUCCAAGUAACAGGCUUGAACCAUCCACCCUGAAGGAAGGUAAAAGGGCGUGUGUAGGCUCUUCAGCCCCACCCGCAUUGUCCCCUACACAUGGUGCCCAGGAGGUCCGGUUCUUAACUGAUGAGAGUGGAUCCUCUGCCCCUAUAAAUGGCCUGAGCUCCCAAAUCUGCUACAUCCCAAGAUCAGCCCUCCCACAUCAGACAUGCACAUAAGCACGGACUGCAAUGUUACCGUACCAAAACAUAUACAAGGAUGAGUUAUCACUUCUAAUGUUGGACUCCUUGCUUUGAGAUCAGCUUUUUUUUUUUCUUUUAAAAUAUUUUAAAGCCUUUCUCUCAUAACUCAGUUCAGAACUUUAUACAAGACUGCUUUGCAUUUUCCUCCCAUCACAGGCUAGAGAAUUUCAAUGCCAUGAAGACUGGCCAGUAAGACCCAGGGCCCACUUGCAGGACCUCUCUGCUUUCUGUCAUCCAGUUGGCUUCUUCUCUUCUCAACUGCACAGUGGGGAUGUUCGGUUUUAAUUUGGGUCUUCUUGGCAAGGCCAUGCUAAGCCUGGUGCCCCUUGCAGACCUUGAGGGCUAGAUGUUCUUUAUUGGUGCGUUGAGGCUUAGAAAUCCUUUAAUUAUCUGACACACCGUGGAAAUCAUGGCAACAUACUAGGCAGAUACCAGCGACACUCAUAACUGUGAUUAUCUUUGAUCUUACCAUAUUAGAAGUCACAUCUUGAUGAAAAAAGUUUGUCUGGAAUUUCAGAGACUGAGACUCAGUGUUUAAUCUUUUAUUUCAGUUUGAUCUAUGCAUAGAGAGUGGGGACAAAACUUUUACAAGAAAUCUUCCAAAUGACAGAAUGAAAGCCAGGAUUGAACAAUCUUCUACUGACAGUCCCUGUCCCCAACCCUGUUUUUCAAGAGAUGGAAAGAUGACUGGAUGGGGGAACGUGAGUGGCAUAAUUAUUUCUUUCUGCUACAGAGUAGCCAAGCACAAGGGAGUCACCACGCAUCAUAGGUCCAGUGACAGGUGACAGUCUUCCUGCCAUGCCCCUGAGGCAUGUUGCAUUUUGAGAGACAGGAAAAAAAAAAUGUGGGAGAGGGAGGGGAUGAAGCUAUUCAUCUUUUAUGUUCACACCAUUACUCCUCAAAAUACUGUAAGCUUCCUCAGCCUGCAUCAUACCCGGCCACAGUACUAACACAUGUACUUCAUACAAGUAAAUUGUUGAUUAAAUAAGAGUAAAAGUAUAUUCUCACCUGUCUAUUAACUAGGGCUAAUUUCCUGAAGUUUAAUAUACGUUGGCGCAAGUAAAAACAAUAAUUUGAAGCAGCAAACACUCAGACCUUCUUCUCUCUAGAACCAUUUCACACAGUACAUCCAGAUACUUCGUGUUUGAGAGAUACGCCUGCCUUUUUUCAGGAUGCAGCAGCGGCCCUCUGCAUUCCUUAUAAGGAAACACUGGCCCGAAAGGAGAGUGGUGUACUGUGUGCUACUACUAUUAGGCUGUAAAAUUGUUAACUGACAGCGUAAAAAACUGUGCCCCUUUUAUUAAAAAGAAAAACAUUGUGUGUAAUAGCUACUAUCCUGAAACAUGUAUCAUACUCACUCCAAUAAGCUCUGCUGCAUGGUCUAAUAUAAAGUAUAUUCAUUGCUUGUUUUUUUUUAUUUACCGCAGAAUAAACUCAUUAAAAUGAAUAGCCUAAGGGUGUGUGCAUUUCUGCAAGGCUUUUACUGGAUCAACUUGUUAGAAGAAAAUAUUUUGAUUAUAUUUAAGAACAAAGAAGCAUGAACUUUGCUGAUUCUAACAAUUUAUUAAGUGCCUAAUUUCAACCCAUUUAAAGAAAGAAAUUGGUUCCCAGACAGCAAUGAUUUAAGAUGAUAUAAUUAGAAAUAGCUGAGAAAGUAAAAGAGUAUUUUGAAUGUUCUAUGUAUGGUGCAUCCUGUACACUGAUUUGAGGUCAGAGGUUUGGUAUUUUGUAAAAUUCUAUCUUAUCUUGUGCGUCAGCUGUGUAUUUUGCGUCAAGGUAAAUGAGCAUCCUGUCUUAUAUGUUAAAUAAAAAAAAUAACUCUUUCAAAGAAGAA